Molecule: messenger RNA, 1110 nt
Organism: Nestor notabilis (Kea)
Lineage: Eukaryota; Metazoa; Chordata; Aves; Psittaciformes; Psittacidae
Gene: B3GNT4
Product: UDP-GlcNAc:betaGal beta-1,3-N-acetylglucosaminyltransferase 4
Exons: 1
Coding region: 1-1110 (369 amino acids)
Cellular component (GO): membrane
Molecular function (GO): hexosyltransferase activity
Source: RefSeq, a predicted model, not a curated record
AUGUACCCCAGGAUGAAGACCCUCGUGCUUUACACCUUCUCAGUCACACUGCUGGCGUGUUUUCUUUACUUGAAGAAAGAGGCAAAGCUGUCAGCAUCGCCAGCGCACCAGAACGUGGAUGUAGCAACUCCCAACCCCCAGUCUGUGGUUCUGGACAAUGCUGAACCCAGUGAGUGUUUGCCAAACCUGGCCCUCGCCAAUUCUUCUCUCACCCUCCCGGAGUUUCACCGCGUCUUCUUAACAUACAAGCACUGUCGGAACUUCUCAGUCCUGCGGAAGCCUUCCAGGUGUAGCAAAGAGGUGUUCCUCUUGCUGGCCAUCAAGUCUUCCCCGAUCAACGUGGACCGGCGGGGUGCAAUCAGGAACACGUGGGGGAAGGAGGUCUCCAUCGGUGGCAAGCGUGUCAGGCUGGUGUUCCUUCUCGGGCUCUCGGAGGCUAAAAGCCAGGUACAGCCCUUGCACCAGCUGCUGGCUUAUGAGAGCCAGGAGUUUGAUGACAUCUUGCAGUGGGAUUUUGUUGACAACUUCUACAACUUGACCCUUAAGGAGCUGCAUUUCCUGCGCUGGUUCACGGAGGACUGCCUGCAUGCCAGGUUUGUGCUGAAGGGCGACGAUGAUGUCUUUGUUAACACUUACAACAUUGUUGAGUUCCUCCACGAACGGGACCCUGAACGGGAUCUCUUUGUUGGGGAUGUAAUUGCCAACGCCCGGCCCAUCAGGAACAGCAAGGUCAAAUACUUUAUUCCAGAGUCCAUGUACACAGCCAAAUUUUAUCCUCUCUAUGCGGGUGGAGGGGGCUAUGUCAUGUCUAGACAGACAGUGCGCCGCCUCCAGAGCACCGCAGAGGACAUGGAGCUCUUCCCAAUAGAUGAUGUCUUUGUGGGAAUGUGCCUGGCAAAGAUGGCAGUGACCCCAAAGAACCAUGCUGGCUUUAAGACUUUUGGGAUCCAGAGACCUUUCAAUCCUUUUGAUCCAUGCUUGUACAAAGGCCUGAUGGUUGUGCACAGACUAAACCCAACUGAGAUGUGGAUCAUGUGGACGCUGGUAAAGGACAACAGCAUCAGGUGCGCAGUGUCCGUAACACACAGCUAUGGAAGGGGUUGGAAAUGA